GCCUUUUAUGAAUGGAAAAGUUAAAAUUUUCGUAAAUUUUAUAAAAUUAUAUGCUACCUAGUUGCUUUGACUUAUAGUAGUUCCAAUAAGAAUCGCUUUGCUAGAAGCGUUUUAAAUGGAGGAGAACAGCUUGAUUUAUGGAUUAGAGCUACAGGCGCGCGCUCUUACGCCGCAAUACGGCGAGGGCAACGAUGUGUGCUUUUUUAUAGCCACAAACUCUUUGAAGCCUACCAAUCAGUUGCACCUGCUGCAAUAUGACGAGGAGCAGGGCACCAUACAGUCAAAAAUUUUUGAACAUGCACUAGGCGAGGUUUGGAAGCUCAACAGUUGUCCUUACGAUGCGCGUUUGCUGGUAACCGUGUAUAAUGUUCAAAAGGGGGCGCAGGUGCUGUCCCAGGCGGCACUCUUAACGUUACCGGCUGAGGGGUCAAAGGAUGCCGCUGAUGAACCAAUUAAAAGUGAAUAUAUACCUUGGGCAAAAAUUGAGGUGUUGGAUACGGCCGAAUUGGGCGAACGCGUAAAGACUGUUGAAUUUCAUCCCAGUCAAGAGCAGACUCUAGCCUGCGUCGUUGGCAAUAAAUUGGCUGUCAUGCAACGCGCGGAGGCAUCCACUCGCGUGGUGGCCGAAGUCAGUAGCAGCACCAGCGGAGCAAAGCACAUGUCACCAUUUACCAGUGGCAAAUGGUCGCAUCAUCAUCAGGGACAUCAAUUUUUGGCCUUGCACGAUACUAGCGUCCGGGCAUACGAUGUACGCGACACUCAACACUGCGCUUGGAGCAUAGAGGAUGCACAUGGGCAGUUUGUUCGCGACUUGGACUGCAAUCCAAAUAAACAGUGUCAUCUGGUGACCGGUGGCGACGAUGGGUGCCUUAAAGUGUGGGACUGUCGCAUGGUGAAGGCUCCAGUUUUUGAGCGCAGCGAUCAUUCGCAUUGGGUCUGGUCUGUGCGGUUUAACACUUUUCAUGAUCAAUUAAUACUAUCCAGUUCAAGUGAUUGUAAGGUGCUUCUGACCUGUGCCGGCUCGGUUAGCUCAGAAGCUCCGGGUACUGAAUCUGGCGAGGGGACUACAGCCGGCUCACAGGAACGGCACAAAGUCCUGUCCGAUGGCUUACUGCAGACCUUCGAUCAGCAUGAAGACUCUGUGUACUGUGCAGAAUGGAGUAACGUUGAUCCUUGGAUUUUUGCAUCGUUGAGCUAUGAUGGACGCGUUAUAAUCUCAAAAGUUCCGAAACAAUAUAAGUACCAAAUAAUUUUCUAACCUAUUCCUUAGACAGAAUAUUCCACUAGUUUUUAUAAAUAUUGUAUACAUAAAUACAUUACUAGGCUUUAUGUUAAAUAAAUCUAAUUAUGAACUAAUGA
This is a messenger RNA of Drosophila montana, 1359 nucleotides long. Its product is annotated as EARP-interacting protein homolog. Gene Ontology annotation, molecular function: protein binding. Gene Ontology annotation, biological process: protein ubiquitination. Bases 116 to 1258 code for a protein of 380 amino acids. The record is from RefSeq and is a predicted model, not a curated record. NCBI's taxonomy places the organism in Eukaryota, Metazoa, Arthropoda, Insecta, Diptera, Drosophilidae. The transcript has 3 exons.